Dicrocoelium dendriticum is the source of this 1231-nucleotide messenger RNA. The record is from the annotation of a GenBank genome assembly. NCBI's taxonomy places the organism in Eukaryota, Metazoa, Platyhelminthes, Trematoda, Plagiorchiida, Dicrocoeliidae.
GCUUUCAUGAAUUCCAAAUUUUACUUACCCGCUCUGUUCUCUGGUCCCAUCGUUUUGACCAUUCUUUGUUAUUGGAUGUUCAUGUAUGCAACUACAUCGUUUAAACUCCUGGUAACAAAGAAGUAUCCGCACUACGUCAAUUCGCAGUAGCGACCUUUCGCACACGGGCUAAGGAUACUGCGAGGAUCGCCUGGCCCUCUACGCAGGCUCGAACCCCCCGACCACCAGAUUACAAGCUGUUUUACCUUCCUGUCUGCUGGCACAGGCUACUCAUGGGGCGAGUCUAAUUUGCUGCUACUGCGCAUCCUUCUCUCGAAGCCUGCUUGCUUACGGAAACGUCAUUUUCUUUGAACUGAAAUGUCACUUAUCACGUCCACUAGGUCGAUCUUUGUGUAUGGAAGGUUAAUUGAUUAUUGCUUUCCAAGCUUACUUCUACCCACGUCCAUUAACCAAUUUCAUAAACGGUUCAUUGGAAAAUCCUCCAAAGUAAUUUAUCCAUGGAUGAACAGGCGCAAACCGUAUUGGGUGGAUCAAGAGGCUGAUCCUCGUUCCGAUGAAGAUUUGACGCAAGAAAAUAAAGCAUUUCUGGAGGCUGAGCGUAUGCGUCUUUUGGCAGAGCGAAAAAGCCCUCUCAUUGCCGAACAAUGGACUCAAAGCUCAUGGAUUCCGAAUGUCACUCAACGCUGUGGUCUCAUUGGCAUAAAAUUGGGCAUGUAUCCAUUGUGGACGAAAGAAGGCAAGAAGUUGGACUGCACCAUCAUCCAAAUCCCUGAUAACCAUGCGCUUCGAUACGUUCCCCCUGCCAAAAUAGACGAUUACCUCAGCCUGCGGGAUCCUCGGGGUUAUUGGUUCAACGACAAGCAAGUCCCGUCCUGGAUCACUCAACGUCGUUGGGGGCUACAACUAGUUGGGGCUGUCAGCGCAGACCCAUUGGAGUUCACUCCAGCUUGGUGUGGUUUGUUUAACGAGGCCGGAGUGCCACCGAAAAGGAAAAUAUCACGUUUUCUCGUCAGUCCUGAUGCGGCUUUGAAGCCAGGUAAUUUAAUUCAAGCAGUCAGCUUCACUUUGAUGAUGAUACGUUGCCGUUUUAUCUCGAGAUCCCUUCUGAUCGCGUUUGCAUUUUGUGAUUUAGAAUACCUAAUUUCUGGCAUUUUGUUUUUGCUACCACCAGGCAACAAUCUCAGUUCGUAGAGCUUUGCGGAAUGUUAUCCUAAUCUGUUUUUGUUCCCAU